This is a messenger RNA of Serpula lacrymans var. lacrymans S7.9, 1712 nucleotides long. RefSeq lists its product as uncharacterized. NCBI's taxonomy places the organism in Eukaryota, Fungi, Basidiomycota, Agaricomycetes, Boletales, Serpulaceae. The record is from RefSeq and is a predicted model, not a curated record. Gene Ontology annotation, molecular function: GTP binding. Bases 109 to 912 code for a protein of 267 amino acids. The transcript is spliced from 2 exons.
GAGCUUGGGGGUUGAAAACUCCUGCUAAAUCUCUUAGCCGUCCACUGUGAACAUCUCACAUCGUAACCAUAUUUUCAUACCUUUUAAGAGACCAUCUACUCGAUAGAUAUGCACCCGCCCAACGUGAUCUUGUUCGGAGAGACAGGCGCUGGCAAAAGUUCAAUCAUAAACCUAAUUGCAGGUGACUCAAUCGCAAUGAUCUCCGGCGGAGCCAGCGGUUGUACGUUCCAAUACACUGCGUUCAAGGCAAACAUCCAUGGCCGCGACUUCAUGCUUUAUGAUACUGCAGGACUGGACGAGGGAGAGGAAGGAAAGGUGGCAAAGCAAGCUGCCAUAGUGCAGUUAUACCAGCUUGUCCAAGCCUUGUCCACCCAGGGCGGCGUCAGCCUCUUGAUUUUCUGCAUGCGUGGGCGGCUCAAGGAAGCAUCGCAGAAGAACUGGAGACUCUUCCACGAAGUGUUUUGUCGAGGGCAGGUUCCUAUCGUCGUCGCUAUCACUGCGCUAGAGAAUGAGAUUACGGCGAAUGAAAUGAGCGAUGGGCAGAUCAGUAAUAAGUUAGAGGAAUGGUGGAGGAACAACGAAAGCGCGUUUAGGGGUUACGGGAUGCACCCACAAGCGCAUGCUUGCAUUGUAUCAACGACAGGGAGGAGAAACGGAUAUGCCGAUGUCUACAACGUUUCCCAGCAAAAGAUGCGCGAUGUGAUACGGGAUUAUUACAGGAGGCCAUCUUGGAAUGUGGAGAGGCUUGAGUGGUUUACGUACGUUGUCCAUACCAUCGAUGGACAAUGUGGAAAGAAGACCAGACAAGUCACAAAGGAAAACGGUCCCAUUAUUCAAGAGUUAAGAGAGAAAUGCGGGAUGGGAGAUCAGGAAGCUCUGAAGCUUGCAGAACUGCUGAAUGAAGUAAAAUAGUCAUCGUUUCCUAUUUCUUACUUUCAUUAAAGUAUAACACACUUGUAGACUCCGCACGACGACUCCGAAGUGCAUCUGAAAUUACUAAAACUGCAACACGGAUAGUAUUUGUCAUUAAGAGAUACAAAACAUAUACAACGCACUCAACAUAGCAGUUAUCUUCUAAUCUCUAUAUGUUUACUUCGUUCUUUUAUAGAUUUUGUUCAGGAAGCUCCUGAACACCUCUCUCUUUACCACCGUUCCUUCAGGCGCACCGGCCUGCUCAUCCUCUGGGAUAGUGUCGAUUAAACUCGUAACUCGCUGGUACGCAUCCUCCUCGUACUUGCGAUACCGUUCACGCAAGUUAAUCUCCUCGUACAACGCUUUCACGCGUGCCUCCUUCUGUGAGUCCUUUUGCCCGUAGUUCUCAUCAAGCACCUUGCGUUGCUCAGGAGUCGCCACCGAGAGAGCAACGUUGAUACACCAUGAGCAUUUAUUAUCGAUGAUAUCAGUCCCGACUUUCCCAAUCUGCUCAGGCGUGCCAGAGUAAUCGAGGAAAUCAUCUUGGAUUUGGAAGUAUUCACCGAGAGGGAGGAGGAUAUCGAGCGCUAGCUUGUAGGGAGAGACGACCUUGCCAGAGUGGGUGUAAGAGGCAGGAACGUGGCACAUGUGCAUGGCGAGUGCGACAGGGAGAUAGAAGGAGUAAUAAGAAGUUUUGUAGCGGACGAUGGGGUAGAUCUGCAGAUAGCAGGUGGGGGACCCCCAGUUACAUUUGUUUUUACUUUACAAAGAGAACAAGUCUGCAUGUCAUCAUCUGAUGA